This is a messenger RNA of Aspergillus ruber CBS 135680, 2399 nucleotides long. Its product is annotated as OPT oligopeptide transporter. Gene Ontology annotation, molecular function: oligopeptide transmembrane transporter activity. Bases 39 to 2399 code for a protein of 786 amino acids. Gene Ontology annotation, biological process: transmembrane transport. The record is from RefSeq and is a predicted model, not a curated record. Lineage: Eukaryota; Fungi; Ascomycota; Eurotiomycetes; Eurotiales; Aspergillaceae. The transcript has 15 exons.
CUCGGAACAUUAUCUGACCCAGUCGGACAAUCAUUGCCAUGGCAGCAACAUCAGAGAAGAUUGGCAAAGAGAUCAUCCAACCGGUGACAGUGGAACCAAAUACCCAAGAAGAUGAUCUCGACUUUAAGCUUGAAGGAGAUGAGUUUGCCAAACGGCUUUCUGCCACAGUUGAUGAAGUUCUGGCCGCACGGGAACACUCACAUGUGUUGAGUCUUGAGGAAGCUCGUAAGCUCGCUCAGGAAAUUGUCGAUACUCAUUCGCAUGAUCCAAACUUUCCGUCUGGUGCUUUAGAUCGCAUGACUGAUUUUCUUAACAAUGCCGUGAUUUUCGAGGCACCCGAGAAACACAGAAGAGCCAUCGAGGAAGCUAAGAUUGAAGUCUCUCUACUGACCUCCAAUAGUCCUUAUUCAGAAGUACGUGCUGUUGUUGAUCCGUAUGAUAAUCCUGAGCUUCCCUUGAUUGGUCUGGGCUUUGUAAUUACGGUGGCCUUUGUCAACCAGCUCUUCAGUGUGCACCAGCCAUCCAUCUUCAUCGGUGCUCCAGUCGUCCAGUUUCUGGCCUAUCCUGUUGGGAAGGCAGCAGAGAAAUUCCUCCCUGAUGUUGGUUUCAUUCUCUUUGGAGUUCGCCACAGUUUGAAUCCAGGACCGUUUAACAAGAAAGAGCACAUGCUUAUCUCCAUCAUGGCCAGCGUCGGCAAGACAUUGCCCAGUUCCAGAUACAUCAUAUUCACGCAGUGGCUGGACAAAUACUUUGGCCAGCCUUAUGCUAGAUCCUUUGGAUACCAGAUCUUACUUGCUCUUUCAACCAAUCUAAUGGGCUUUGGCCUGGCUGGCCUCUGUCGGCGAUUCCUUGUCUACCCAUCCUUUUGCCUGUGGCCAAGGUCUCUAGUCACUAUUGCAUUGAACAGCUCCCUGCAUAAUGAGGAGAACUAUUCUGUUCUUGGUCCCUUUCAACAGAUAUUCAACAUUUCCCGUUUCAGACUCUUUAUAUUUCCCGAUUACAUCUUUAGUGCUCUCAGUCUGUUCAACUGGAUUGCUUGGAUCGCACCGAAUAACUAUAACCUUACCGCCAUCACGGGGAUUAAAAAAGGUCUCGGGUUCAACCCAAUGCCUACAUUUGAUUGGAACAUCGUCACCCACGUCCUGGACCCACUCAUUGUUCCGUUUCAUGUCACAAUUAACACCUUUUUUGGUGUGCUGCUAGGUGGCAUUGUCAUUAUUGGAAUGUAUUGGACGAAUGCCUAUCACACCGGCUACCUUCCAAUUAACACCAACUCCAUGCACAACCACUUCGGCAAUGCUUACAAUGUUUCCAUAAUCCUGGACGAACGUGGAUGGCUUGACGAGGCCAAAUACCAAGCAUAUUCACCGGUCUACCUUGCUGCGAGCAGUCUUACGAUGUAUUUCUUCUUCUCCGCGUAUGCUGCCACCGUGUCUUACACGUUCUUGUACCAUCGACAUGAUAUUGUCCUAGGCUUUAAGAGCUUAGUCAAGAGCUUCAAGAAAAAGGGCAGACUCAUGUCGGUGUAUCGCGAGGUUCCUGAAUGGUGGUGUAUGAUCUUGAAUAUUGUUGCCAUUGCUCUGAGCAUUGCCGCGGUUUUUGGUUGGCCAACAUAUACCACUGUCGGGGUAAUCUUUUUCGGUAUUUUACUCGCCCUCGUUUUCACUAUACCCACUAAUGUCAUCGCAGCCACAACCGGAAUGGAAGUUGAGUUCAAUGUGCUGGCUGAAUUCAUCGGAGGAGUGUGGCAGCCCGGAAACGCGCUGGCCAUGAAUUUCUUCAAGUGUUUUGGAUACAUCACGACAGCCCAUGCCCUUGACUUUGCCAAUGAUUUGAAGUUAGCGCACUAUGUCAAAGUCCCUCCACGCCAGACUUUCUGGGCGCAAGUUGUAGCUGUCUUUAUUUCUGCCCUUGUCACCGCCGGUGUCAUGAAUUUCCAAAUCAUGAACAUACCUGACCUCUGCGAAUCCAUUGGUGCAAGGAGGGUGUUUGGUUCUGGAGGACAUUACACUUCUCUAUUAUCAGCCUUUCUAAUUGGAUUCGCCCUACCCUUCAUCUUCUAUUUCAUCCAACGACGGGUUCCUAGGAUACAUUGGUUCAACAAAGUCCACCCCGUCAUGCUUCUCACAGGCGGAGUCCAUUGGUCUCCCUAUAAUAUUGCCUAUAUAUGGCCCGCCGUUCUGCCAGCUUACAUUAGCAUGAAGUAUCUACGUAGCCGAUACCUCGCCUUCUGGGCCAAGUACAACUACGUUUUGUCUGCUGCCCUGUCGACGACCAUUGCCAUCGCUGUCGACUGGUGGGGCAACGAUUCGGAAAGCGGUUGUGAGGCAAGUGCAUGCACUCGGCUCACGGUGCCAAAGGAUGAAUAUUUUGGCCCUCGCGUUGGAAAUUAUACCUGA